Molecule: messenger RNA, 762 nt
Organism: Aspergillus puulaauensis
Lineage: Eukaryota; Fungi; Ascomycota; Eurotiomycetes; Eurotiales; Aspergillaceae
Exons: 3
Coding region: 1-762 (253 amino acids)
Source: RefSeq, a predicted model, not a curated record
AUGGACCAGUCUGAUCUCAAUACACAACACACGAGGGAGGCGACCAUGCCUCGCCAGGAACCCCCGCAGCCGCAUGCCAACGAAGUAACCCCGAUAGUGAGCCACGACAGCUCGCAACGGCGACGGUAUAACUCGACCGAGAAUGUCCUGAGAGGCCCGGAUGCGGGGCAUGGUAAAUUUUCGACAGGUCAGGGCUCCAGGGCUCAAAGCCGACGAAACUCGGGGCUGGCGGGUUCCGAUGAACCCAAAGCGCCCUGGUACUCUCGGAUCGCGGACAGAUAUGGUAGUUUAGAGCUGGAGAAUAAGGGGAGCGUUGCUCGCGAUCAUCUUGCUUUAGAACGAACAUUUCUCGCGUGGCUGCGAACUUCGCUAGCAUUUGCGUCCAUUGGGAUCGCAGUGACACAACUCUUUCGCCUGAGUAAUACUUCAACGCAAACCCAAGACAGUAUAGAGAUUGCAUCCGACAGUGUAUCUUCACUGCUACCAUCUGACUACGAUGGUCCCGCAAUCAUAAGGAUAUCAGACACCUCUGAGCGGCUUCGCAGUUUAGGAAAGCCGCUAGGCACAACGUUCCUUGGGGUCGCGAUACUCAUUCUCUUGGUUGGUUUCCAUCGCUACUUUGAGAGCCAAUACUGGAUUAUCCGAGGCAAGUUCCCGGCCAGUCGCGGCAGUAUCGCCCUUAUAGCCUUUGUAGCUGGUGCUUUGAUUGUAGCAGCGCUGGCUGUCAUCAUCGCUAUCUCUCCUGGCGCCCGUGAAAAUUAA